This is a messenger RNA of Durusdinium trenchii, 4311 nucleotides long. Lineage: Eukaryota; Dinophyceae; Suessiales; Symbiodiniaceae. The record is from the annotation of a GenBank genome assembly.
AGGUGGCGCAAGCAAGAAUAUGUCGAAGAAGGACGCAGAGGAUACGCAGUACUCUGAGGCCACUUCGCAGGCUUUGCAUCGACCACCAGGUGAAGGACAAUCAAAAGCAGCUCGUCGCAGACAGAGAGACAAAGCAAAGAUUCAGAGUCUCCAGAAGGAUCCGGGAGCGGAAAAGUUCUCGGAAGCCCCAUGGAGGAAGACAGCAGGUGCCGGUCCGCAAGCAAGCCAACCUGACAACACCCAUCCGCGACGUGCAGGUCGAGAGGUGCAGUGGGUGCUUGCUCAGAGCCGUGCCCCCAGGGAAGGUCUCAUUGUUGUCAGUACUGCCUUGGUCCCCAUCCGAAUUCCCAGUGCCCGAAAGCCAAAUUUGCAAGAAGCUCAAAGUGAAUUCAGGGCUGAUGUCGAGAGGAUGAGGCCUUUUCAGUUCGGUGAAUUUUUCGCUGGAUAUGCAGGUUUCUCAGCUACAAUGGAAGAGCUGGGUGGUGAGGCAGUCAGGGUGUCGCGACCCUUGGAUGGUUUUGAGGGUUGGGAUAUUUUGACCGAUGAUGGACUGCAGCAGGGGCUGGAUUUGUGCGACAGGCUAGAUCACGGACACAUGGCGCCUCCAUGCCGGACGUACACACGUGCAAGAAGGUCGGAUGAGCACGGAGUCGUCAAAGUCUUGAGGUCAGACACCAAACCAGAAGGCUGGGGCGAUCCCGAAGCAGAAGAAGCAAACAAGAUUGUGGCUCGGAUGAUUCUGUUGGUUUUGAGGCUGACGGAAAGAGGGAGCACUUGGUCGAUUGAGAAUCCUUGGGACUCCUUUAUUUGGAUGCUCAAGUGUAUGGCCAGGCUCUUUCGCAUCCCAGGAGCUGAGCUUGUAUUGCUGCAUCAGUGUCCGUACGGGGCUGUUACUCAGAAAGCAACGGGCAUCCUCACAACAAGCAGCUGGAUGAAGAAGGUAUGCGCUUUGUGUCAUGAAGUCGGAGCGCAUUACCAUUUGAAAGGAGGCUUGGUGGGGAUGACCUGGUCUUAUCUUGAGGACAAGUUUGUUUGGCGCACAUCACUUGCUGCAGAAUACCCAUGUGGCCUUACAGUUGCGUGGACAAGAGCGUUGCUUGAGUGGCUGGAUACAGAAGAAGGGUACACAUGGAUGCAAGCCAGAAGCUAUGUGAAACUAGGCAGGUGGAAGAAUACACUUGCACUGGCGGGGACUUUGCCACAGAAGAGAAAGACAACGGGUCCCUCCCGGAUUGAGACCAUCGCUGAACGAAGAGAGAGAGAAAACGUUGAAGCGUGGGGAGGUUUGCGCUUUGCCAAGCGAGCGGUUGCACGGUCUUCUUUGCUGAGAAAUGUGGGGCUUAGGAUUAGAGCAGUGAUGGACGACUGGAUGACAGCAGAGCUUGUACAGGAGGUUCAACAGAAGCUUGAGGCUGGCAUUUCAGAGCAACACAUUGAUCAGUUGAAGAUCAGGCUAUGCAAAGAGUUUGGCGUUCAACCCAGUCAGCAGGGAUGGCCGGUGGAGUUGUGGCAAGCUUUGUUGGCAGCCGCCGAUGAUCCUGAAAAGGAGGUGUUACCAGAAUGGAUGACCACGGGCUUCCCCUUAGGCAUUGCUAGCGAGAUCAAACAAGAUGGCACAGUCAAAUCAAGGCUCAUCUUCGACGGCCGCAGGUCCGGGGUCAAUGGCAUGAUCAAGUGCCGUGAGAGGGUGACAUUGCCAAGGAUUUCAGAUGUUGCCACAGGGUUCUUGCAAUUGGUUUCAAACAAUCAAGGAUGGUUCCCAGACAGCUACAUUGAGUUGAUGGCCUUAGACUUCAAAGACGCGUUCAACAUGUUGCAGUUGCGAGCAGACGAACGUUGCUACGUGGUCAUCAAAGGCCAAGACGACGAAGAGGGCUGGUCAAGGUACUACGUUUGCAACUGCGUAGUGUUUGGGCUGGCUACAGGGCCAUUGUUGUGGUCACGAGUGGCAGCAGCAGCAAUGCGUCUGGGUCAAGCAGUGCUCAAAAGCCAUGAGACUGACAUCAACUGCUACAUUGACGAUCCCUUGAUUGUUUCAGUGGCCAGUUCCCCACAGCAGCAUACACGACACUUGCUUUACUACACAGGGCUUUGGUUGAGUCUGGGCUUGGAAGUGUCGUGGAAGAAGGUCCAUAGAGGCCAAGAGUUGCAGUGGAUAGGCUUCAAACUCAGCGUCUGUGGCCCGGAUAGCUUGGACCUUCACGUGGAACUGGCUGAUGCCAAGCGAGAUAAGUUGUUGCAAGUGUUUGACCAGCUGGAACAAUCCCGAGGCAUGAUGCCGCUGCAGCUACUACAGUAUGCAGUGGGAGUGUUAGGCUGGUUGUCUUCAGCCAUACCUGCCGCGAGACCAUGGUUGGCUAUCCUGUGGUCAGUUAUCACAGGAUAUAGAGAGCCUGUGAAGUCAACAACACGGAGAAGAAAAGGGCGCAUUUUCGUCAAGCAGGUUGAAAAUGCAGUCCGGUGGCUGAAGGGAUUGCUACACCUGUCGGAGGGAAAAGUGGGCUUGAGCAAGAUUCAUCGCUGGCGGCCGUAUGCAUCGGAAUACGAGCUGUUGGCAGUCGUUGUCGGCUUGCGUAGCUGCGCACAGAUUAUAGCAGACCUGGGAGCAACGAGAGUGAUCCUUAAAGGGGAUAACACUGCAACCCUAAAUGCUGCAAUGAAUCAUCGUGCGUCAAGCCCGCUGAUGGCGCAGUUGACUGCGGAGCUGGUGUUGGAAAUGGAGGCACAGGGACUUCAUGCCAUAGUGGCACAACAUUUGCCCGGUUUGCUGAAUACACUGCCUGACAAAUUGAGUCGUCCACACACGGAGGCGAUUCCGUUGGAGCUCAACAACAUCCUUCGUUUGGAUGUACCUAGAAGGUCCCAGCACUUUUACCGGACUUGGCCAAACAAGCCAAAUGCCUGGCGGGGAUGGGCGGCUGAUCCGGUGAAAGAGAAGGAAGAGCCCCCUGCAGUGGCGGAGGUUGGUGAAGCUGACCCUGAUGUGCCACCAGGAUUUCAUAGGAGUGGAUUGCGGCUGACCUUGCAUAGCGGAGAGACUUUGACAAAGGCCAGAUUGGACGCACCUUGGCUCCCUGACCAGACUCAAGGCAAGCAGAAUCGCAGGCAGUCCAAGUUGGCGAUACAAAUUGCUGGUGAUGAGCAAAUGCGGCAGGAAGCAAUGGCUGCCUAUGAUGCACUUGUUUAUGCAACAGGGUCCACGCAAGCCAAGGAUGCGUUGUAUACCACUUGGGUGAACAUCAGCAAAGCAAAACACGAAGAACCUCUCCCGCUGACAACCGCCAAGAUUCGGGAAAAUGCUGCCAUCCUGCGCAGUGCGGGCUAUCGUGCUGUGAAGAGCUAUGUCUACGAAGCCAAGGAUAGACAUUCCAGAGCAGGCUAUCCGUGGUCAGCGGCUCUGCAGAUUGCCUUGCAGGAUGCAAAGCGGAUGGCGCAAAGAGCUAUCGGCCAAGUUGAACGAGCUGGAGAAGUCAAAUUAGAAGUUUGGGCAAUGCUCAUCACAAAGUUUGGCAAGCAUCCAUACCCAAACGAAGCGGCGCAAGGGGCACCCAACGCGGGCGCUCUUACAUGGAUUCUGGGCACUAAGUUUCUGCUGCGGGAGGUCGAGUUGGCUUCGCUCACCUUAGACACGAAGUGUGUGCAGCUGGAUCUGGGCUCGAAAGUGGCAACGUUAAGACUGCCAGUCAGCAAAACAGAUGUUGCUGGGAGGGGUGCUGCUCGGGCCUUUGGGUGUUAUUGUCAGACUACGGGUGAUGUGUGUUGCCCGUUUCACGUGUUGGUUGAAAUAGUGAACAAUCAAUGUCAAAGGCUGCGAGUUCAUGAUCGGAGUGUGUUGCCAGAAGGUGCGAUUCCUCUCAUAGGUCAAAUAGCCGACGCUGGGCUUUACGUUGACAAGAAGGAAAUGAUCUGCGAGGCCCAGAGGAUGGUAAAAUUGGCCAACGGGACAUGUCCUGAGUCCAGCAUUGCGGUGGAGACCAUCACUGGGCAUUUUAUGCGACGUUCUGGUGUGAAGGAUAUGGCUAGAAGAGGUUGCGCUUUUACCACCAUUCAAUGGUAUGCUCGACACAGUAGCAAAGCUACAUGGGACUACAUUGAAGAAGCCUGGGGAGACACUCCGGAACAAGCCUUGAAGCUCAAGAGCGAAGUUGAAUUUUCAGAGGCAUUGGCAAACACCUUGAGACGUGUAGAUUGCCUGGAAGAAGCGAUCAAAGUGCAGACCAAUUCGUUGGAAGAAGCUCUGCAUCAUGAUGGCUUUAAUGUUGAAUGUGAAGAGACGAAGAAAGAGAUGAGGAAAGAAGCUCGAAGAGCAUU